Molecule: messenger RNA, 546 nt
Organism: Anisakis simplex (herring worm)
Lineage: Eukaryota; Metazoa; Nematoda; Chromadorea; Rhabditida; Anisakidae
Source: the annotation of a GenBank genome assembly
AUGACAAUUCUUGGACUCUUUCUCCGCCCAGCGGUGAUAUAUUGCAGGGAUCAAAUCGCAACACUACGUACAGUGCUCAAAUCGAACAAAUUGACCGCAGAAUCAGCGCUGGCAUCGCUGAAAGACAAAUACGAGAGUGAGAAGGCGAUAACACACGAUUUGCUGGAGAGGUUACGAAGGGAGCUUAAAGCAUUCAAAGAGGAUGCGGCCACAUUCGCUUCUCAUCGUGCCAUGUUCACGGCCAGAUGUGAGGAACUUCAAGCUCAGGUUGAUGAAAUGGCCGCGAAUCAGCGUGCUGCAGAAGACGAGAAGCGAACAUUGAAUGCGCUCUUGCGUAUGGCAAUUCAACAGAAACUAGCGCUCACCCAAAGGUUGGAGGAUCUGGAAGUGGAUCGUGAAAGGCAAACCUUCAAGCGUGGCAAUAAGGCGUCGAAUCGACCGGGCAGCGGUAGUGACGCAACCGGUCAAUUGCACCGUGUUCGCUAUCCGGGACAAAACGCUCAAUCGCAGCAACAACAACAAAGGAAUCUCAAACGGGACUAUUGA